This is a messenger RNA of Caenorhabditis auriculariae, 4580 nucleotides long. NCBI's taxonomy places the organism in Eukaryota, Metazoa, Nematoda, Chromadorea, Rhabditida, Rhabditidae. The record is from the annotation of a GenBank genome assembly.
AUGCGAAAAUUGCUUCUCAUCGCAUUUUUUCUCCUAAGCCUGACCCUGCCCACAGAUAGUUUCAAAGUGAGUUUUGGAUAUUUUUAAAAGUCCAAAGGUCGGAAAUUAAUUACCAUCCCCUAGAUGAUGAAAGAAUCGGACAAAGUUUGAUUUUGAACCGAAUGGGAAUUUUUUUAAUCGUUUUUCAUCAUUUUUCUAUGACAUCGUAUACGAUAAGCCCUAACUAGGGAACGUUUUUACCCCCCUUUGUUCUGUAAUCAGGAGGUCCUAAAGUACCUUUCAGCGAAGUUUCAUCAAAAAUUCAACCGGAAGGGAGGGGGGGAUAAAAAAAAGUUCCCUAGUAUGUGGCCUAAAAAUGAUAAAUUGAUUAAACUCAAUCGAUUGAGUUGGAAAAUCCCACGACAGACGCAGCCUUGGAAACCGCGGUCAAGAUUCUCAAGGAUAUUAUCAAAAACAGGGACCCAGACUUAUCGAGCCAAGUUUUCAACGAGAGAACUGUGAUCAACUUCCGAGGCAACAUCUACAAAGGAGGUGCGAAAAAAUUUCGAUCUCUCCGUUUCCCGCAGUCUCUCGCUCCGACCAGAGGGGGCAGUGGAGAAGUAGCUCAAAAAAAUGAAGAGUAACAAGCGGGAAAAAGGUUUCGAAAUAUUCUAUGACGCCCACUUUUUUUCGUUUUUCAAAUACUGUACUGGAUUCCCCCCAAAAAAAUGGACCAAUUAUUCUGAUUUAUCACGGCUUUAUUCAAUGUCGCCACCAUAGUGAUUGAUAGAAACUGAUUUUCAGACGAUGUCUACAAAUGGUACAACAAAAUCGCUUUAGAAAUGAGGGUCUUCAAUCUUAAGGUGGUCGAUUUCUGAUAGACUUAUUGAAAUUUGAAAUUUUUUUUCCAGUUUCAAUUCAUGAACAAGGCUCAAUUGGGUAUUCCGGAACAGCUUUCGGAAGCCCGUGCGUAUGGCGUCAUCGAGCUGCACAGCCUUCUGCUAGCCUACAAUUUUACUGUUGUUCUGGUGAGAUUUUCAUGAUGAAAAAGGCGCGGCAAACUUCUCUAAUGCUGGACAGUAGCUUCCUUGGGCUAAUACGGCAUGCUUAUGCAAAACAGGUGCUACUGCCGAUCACACGGUGUUUUUUAAUUAAGAAAAGUUUAGGGGGCCUCUAUAGGGAUUCGGCCAUUUCGGGGCCCCGAGAGGGGUAAAAUAGAGGCCCCCAAAGGGGGAAAAUUUGGAGCUUAUCUCGAACCUCCUGAACGAUUCGGGGCCCCUAGAAGGUGCAAAUUUUUUUUUUUCAUUUUUUCAAGGGACGUUACUUGAAAGGGUAAGGGACAAAUAUCAGGAAAUGAAUUCCAGUGAAAAUUUGAUCCUACCCCUAUAGGGGCUCCAUUUAUUCAACCCAUAUAGGGGCCCUGAACCAGAUUUUUGGGGAUAGGUAUUGAGUUAAGGACCUACAAGGGACCACAUUUGUCUCUCUAUCGGGGCCUCCUUAACUUUUCUUAGAACGUUUCGGAUGAUUCCCUGGACCUAAAAGCUCGGCGCGCGAACUGGGCGUAGGCGUAGACCCGCUGGACUCGAAAGGGGUCUAUGUGCGGCUAAAAACUUCGUUUCGGGUGCUCGGCGGUAGCAUCCGGGGGUGCUGCUGACCUACACGAGAGUUGAGCCGCUAAGGGGUGUGGCCUGUCUGCACUCUCCGCCGACCAAGCAAUGUCUCUUUUCUUAUCAUGCCAGGACCCUUUUUUUGAUGGCUCAGGCCAGAAUUUAAUGAAAAAUGUCCAAAAAAGACUGGACGUGUCUGUACGGUGAAAUUCACGUUUUUGAGCUAUUUAGUAAUCACUUCAGUGGCUUUAAAGCUUUUUUCAAAAUUCGCAGAACGGGGUCAACAAUUUUUGUACUUGAAAAAUUGUUUGUGACGGUUAAAAGUUACUUCUGAUACUUCUCCCUAACAUGAAAAAUUUUCAGGACGAGUUCUACAAUCUUUGGAUCGAGAAGUUUGAUAUGCUCGACUUUGAUUGAUAGAGAGUCUUCUCCCCCCUUUGAAUAAAACUUCGCGAGAAAUUUCGUGAACACUAGAAGAAAAGAAAGCAACUGAUCAAUUUCGAGGCCUAAUUUUAAAAAAAUUGUAGUCCGUUCAGCGCCACGUGACAAGACACUAAGAACGUCUAAAUCUCUUAUUUAAGCGUACUAUUUCGUUAACCGUCUCUCAAGGUACCACUGGACUAUUCAAUGGAACUUCUUAAAAGUCGUCGGUGGCCAUUGAACCUCUCAUCUUGGCAUACUAUUUCGCUUAUUCUGUUUCAAAACAGUCUAGAAUGGACUUUUCUUAAAGUUUUGUUGGAACCUUAGAACAUGAAAAGCCUGAAACUCUCACCAAGUUUUUUUGAUUACGUUUCAAGCCAAGAAUUUGUGAAAUUUUAAAUAUAGUCUGGUCCAAUUUUGAAGGUCAAUGACGUCAUCCGAAAACGAUCUGUGGAUGACUCGCUCUCUGAUUGGUUUGCUCAAAAGGAGGAGUUCCUACUGGGAAAGUUUUUAAUGAUCAUUUUGGGGUGUGGACGUUUUAGUGGCUACUAUAGUAGUUAAAUUAGUGGCCACUUGAGGGGCUAAAAAUUAGUGGCCACUUAAGGGGCGCGUUUCUCGCGACGCGUUGGCAAGAGUGAAAGGGUGAUGAGAGUGACGCGUGAGAAGAGACGCAGAGAAACACUGGACGUUGCCAAUAUCGCAUUCUUUCAUCAACUUUGUGAAUAGAAAACGGACUUCCUUUUCUUCUGUAGUUGAAAUGAAAUGAAAUGAAAUGUUUAUUUCGCUCAGAGGUGGAAGAAUUGAGGGGCCCUCCUGGGCGCAACAUGCCCGCCUUAGCCAUCAGGCCCCUGAAAUGAAAUGAGCCGCGUCAUUGCGUGUCGAUGGCGUGUAUUACCACGUUGCAAAAGUUGGGCGAAAAUUGUCAUUUAUAUUAAUUUUUAAUUUAAUCUCAUUAUUUAUUGUAUAGUUGUUGUCAAUGUGUGUCUGCGUAGUAAACCUUGGAAGACAUAACAUUACUUGGGAUAUGAAGAGUUGUGCUUAAAUUCAUUAUUAAAAAGUCUUGUUUUUAAUGUUUGAAAAAAUUCAAUAACUAUGGAUUUUUCAGAUUGCCCUCAACCGCCCUAAAGCCUUAAACUCCUAUUUCGAUGGCAUCAGUAUGUUUUGUUGAUAUUCUAUCUUACUAGUUAAUAACCUGAUUUUCAGUUCAUCAUUGUCAAAGGAAACGGCCGAACUAUUAGGGUCACAGCACGAGCUGAUGGUACUGUCUCCGAAGACACGCUUCGCGGAGCUUUUCAACUUGAAAACGAUGUGCCACUUGGGCUUUUUAAGCAUGAAGUAGCAUUAGAGUAGGUUCUUAAAGGUUUAAUUAAAAUACGACAAUUUUUGUUUUGUUGGCAAUUACAAAUAAAAUUCUGGGAGAAUUCUUAAUGUAAACUUUCAGACGUCGGCGUAAAACCGAUGAGUUCGUUUUUGAACUGCAACCCGACUGGGUCGGCAACGAAUUCGAUAUGGUUUGGAAAGAAUCAGAGAGAUCCCGCGCAGCGACAAUAAUUGGUAUUUUCUAAAUAUUUUAACGCCUUUCAUGAAUUUUUUUUUUACAUUUUUCAUAAUUUAUCAAUUCUAGGCCCUACAAAGCUGAAGAGACAGAGAAUCGAUAUGGAAUAUGAAGAACGGCCUGUUGACGGAGAUCUAGCAGCUUCAGUCGCGCCCUAUACUUUAUUCUAUUUGAAGAAGGACAACUUUAAAAGAUGUGCAAUACCGCUUACUACAAGACUCGCAGCAACUUACCGACAUGGCGAGAACAAAUCGUUGAAUAAAGGUGAUCAGAUUAUGUAUUGUAUAUAAUGUAGUAUGUGCAUAUAGGUGAUCUGAUUGUUAUCCGUUCUUGGUUCGAUUCGAAAUUGGAAGUAUCGACACGUGUCGUCAAAAUCAUCGAAGAACUCGACACGAUCAUCUUACAAUCAGAAGGAGGCGACCUGUGCAUUAAAGAUCUCAUUUCUGAUGCAGUAUCACCAAGAAAGGGAAUGCACUACCUUAUGGUAAUUUUUUUAUCUAAUAAAAAUAUUUUCUUUAGAAAUUUUUUUCAAAAUUUUUUUCAGGUGGGAUUUUUCCGUUUUUUUCAUAACCAGACGAAUCAUCAGUCGCUGUCUACUGGAAUUAUCGCGAGUGGUAGGACACGGCGGUUGCGCUACAUGGGAUCAAGCGGCUCUUUUUAAAGGUACCUUGACGAAACAACUCGGAUUUGUUUUCCCUCAUAUUUUUUUCUAUUUUAUCAAAAUUUUUUUCAAACGUGUAAAAAAAUUACAAUUAAAAACUAUUGUUGAAGGGGACAGCGGAGGCAGCUGUUGGAGCGAAAGCGGUAGUUUAAUAGGAAUGCAAGUAGAGGUAGAUAAAGUACAGCACACGAAGGAUGAAAAACCAGCAUCUCCUGAAUCCGGAGGUGGCUGUUGUCUUGUCGCGAUCCGUGAUAUUUUGGCACACAUUCAGGUACUAUUAACUCAUAAUUUCAUGCAAACAAUGUUUGAAUUUUAGGAUUUAUUGCCACCGGACUCAGAGGUGGACUGGAGUGAAUGA